This is a messenger RNA of Caenorhabditis elegans, 662 nucleotides long. RefSeq lists its product as uncharacterized. The transcript has 5 exons. The record is from RefSeq and is marked reviewed. Bases 13 to 639 code for a protein of 208 amino acids. Lineage: Eukaryota; Metazoa; Nematoda; Chromadorea; Rhabditida; Rhabditidae.
UUCCUCGAAGCGAUGAGCACGACAAAAUCGAUAAAAAUCAAUUCAAAUUCAAGUUUGACGGAGAGCAAGAAGACAACCAUUGAUGAUGAGGACGAGCUGAUUUUUCGAAAAUCUUCGGAUCCCGAGCCGUAUCAACUGGGAAAUGCUCCAGAAUGUGUUUAUUCUGGAUGGAAUAUUUUCAUUGGAAUAUUCCUCUUAUUCACUACGAUCUUCUUGGCAUCAGGAUCGGUCGCAUCUAUUGUAACUCAAUGCUUUGGACUGGCUUAUAUAUGUGCUGGCCUACUGACAUCUGUUCUUAUUCUCAAGUCGACACGUGUGAUCUUUGCGAUACUGACUGUGUUCUCGGCUAUAACAAUUAUAAUGACUUCUUUGACUAUUUUGGGAUUCGUUUAUUCAAUUGAAGGAUCUAUGCCAAUGCCAGAACUUAUGUUAAAAAAUCCAACAUUGGAAAUAAUUCUAGGAGGUUUACUUACUGUGCACAUUGGGUUGAAUGUCUUCUGUUUCUUUGUAUUUUUGAAGAGAUCUUUUAAAAGUGAAGUAGCACCGGAGCAUGGGAAUAUUGAAAGAGCAAAACGUGCAUCUGCUCCAAUAAAAUUGGAAAAGGAAUCUGGAGAAGUUAUUGUGAUGGAUUAUUUUUGAAAGAAGAAUAAAGAAUUUUAUUC